Blepharisma stoltei is the source of this 1108-nucleotide messenger RNA. NCBI's taxonomy places the organism in Eukaryota, Ciliophora, Heterotrichea, Heterotrichida, Blepharismidae. The record is from the annotation of a GenBank genome assembly.
AUGCUGUACUUAUGGAUUAUUCAUCAUUAUAUUACCUUUGUUCCUUUCCUUUACAGCAUGAUAAAUAAAAUUCCAAAGCCUAGAAAUAACCGCAUACAGCUAUAUUUUACAAUUUUGUUUUACUUAAUUAGUUAUUGCUUGGAAUAUUUUUCUCACAAACUGGAUAAAAUAUUUCCCAGCAUUACAAUCACAAAUUGCUUUGUUUUAAAAGAUUGCUCACAGUGGAAUGUCCCUACAUAUAUGUUCUGGAUAUUAUAUUUUCUUAAAGUUUGCCAUCCUUUAAUUGAUUUUUGUAAGAAGAUUCAUGGACCUCUCCCAAUUAAUCGGCAAACUUUGAUCUUAUCUUUGGCGAUAGUGCUAAUAGACUCAUCACUAUUUAUUUGCUAUAUAUUGUCAGAAAAUAAAUUGAACUGCACCUUAAUUUUUCUGAUAACUACUUUAUCUUGAAGCUUAUUGAUUUUUAAGAUAUAUAAAUAUAUGUGAAACAAGCCAGGUGAAAUUUCAUGAGAGAUUACUUAUGCUUUACUCUAUAUUUUAGGCUCUUUAAUGCUGAUUAGCUCAUUCGCAUUUGAAAUUUUGACACAAUUAUUUUUAAUUGAACUAAAGCUAUCAUUUUUGUGAUGCCUCUUUGUAUUCUUUUGCGAUUAAUUAAAAAGUUGUUAUAAUUUUGCAGGCGGUAUCAAAAACAUGGAACAAAGUUUUCAGCAUAUUUAUAGAGAGCUAGCAUUUAAUAUAAAAAAGGAUAUUUGCUUCUGUAGCAGAUACCAUUUUGUUUUUUAGACUCAGAAAAGUUAAGGAAAAGUGAGAUCAACGAUUUAUCAAACGUUUUAGUCUACACCAAAGAUUUCUUCGCUUGGCUGAAGUAUAUUUCUUUUCCAUUUUUUCUAUUUGUGGAUUGUGAGCUUCUAACUGACUUUAUAUAGAAUUGUUUGAAUCAGAAAUGUGGAUAUUUAAUGAAGGAGUUUAUUUCGGAAUUUCGAUGACCAUAGCAAUUUUGCUUGAUUUUCAGUAUUAUCAUAUUAAUACAAUACAUGCUAUUGGAAUUUAUAUUUUGAUACGUUUUGGAUAUUGCAGGCUAAUUCAUUUUAUAAUAACUAUUUGUAGCUAA